CUUUUAUUCUUUAAUAAUAACGCCGUGUGCUAGCUUUUGUGGCGUCUUUGUUUGUGAGCUUGAACAUACAGUGUGUUUAAGUGUUGACACUCCGAAAAACACCCGAAGCAAAAAAAACUCUUAUUUUUCAGUUCCUCACAUCCCAAGCCUUUAUAAAUAAGUUUUAGGGUUUUUUUGGGGUACACAAGGAACGUGUUUCGCUUGAUCAUUUACUAGCAUUUUGGGGUGAACAUUUUGUUUUCAGGAUUGUCACUAUAAUGGCAUUGGCGUUAGUGAUAGACAUAAGAAAUGGAGUCUCUAGUUCUCGCGCAACAUCCACAAGCGAGAAUGGUGCCGUUGUCUUGAACAAAAAAGAAAAGGAGAGAAAUCAAGAAGAACAUAUGGUGGUGCCUGAGUCUGAGAUGAAUUCCCAAAACGAGGUCGAAUCGCCGCUACAAUUGGAGCAGCAGCAACAACAACACAACAACAAGAACGAUCCAUUUUCAUCACUGGGAAGACAAUCUUCUUCGAUAUACUCCCUCACCCUUGACGAGUUCCAGCACACGCUAUGGGAGAGUGGCAAGAACUUCGGGUCCAUGAACAUGGACGAGUUCCUCAGCAGCAUAUGGAGUGCAGAAGAGAAUCAAGUUUUGAACAAUUCCGUCUCUAACAACAACAACAACAUGAACAACUUGUCUUUAGAAGCUUUGACAGAGAAAGGGGUGAUAAGGAAGCAACCAAGCCUUCCUCGGCAAGGUUCUCUAACACUUCCUGCACCCUUGUGUAGGAAAACAGUGGACGAGGUUUGGUCUGAGAUACACAAAGGACAACAAUCUCAGCAACAACAACAGCAACAGCAAAACAAUAACACUAACAACAAUUGUGGCGGUGGUAGUAAUAAUAAUAAUGUGCAGAAUACCGAAUCUGCCCCUCGCCAACCUACCUUUGGAGAGAUGACUUUGGAGGAUUUCUUGGUUAAAGCUGGGGUAGUUAGGGAACAAGGUGGAAUGGCUGCAAUGCCUGCCAUGCCUGCUCAAGCUUCAGCACAUCAACAUAUGCAGCAGUAUGGCAUGUAUGCAAAUAACAACCCUACAAUGGGGGCUUCUUUUGUCGGUAGGCCGGUAAUGGGGAUGGCGGGUGGCGUCGAUGUCGGUGGCGGUGGUGGUGGGAAUGUGGUUGCACCGCCUUACCAGGCUGUGCCUCAGGGUGGUGUUGGUGGUGCAAUUGGGGAUUCUUCUGGGUAUGCUGGAAAUGGAAAGAGGGAUGUUGGGUAUCCACCGGCGGCGGUGCCGCCACCGGGGGUUUGCUUUGGAGGGAGGGUGUUGAAUGGUGGCGGUGGCUAUGCGGCAGUGAGUAACAUGGGAAUGGUGGCGCCAGUGAGCCCGGUUUCACCGGAGGGGAUUGGAACCGGCGAAAACUCUGGUGGUCAGUUCGGGAUGGACAUUAGUGUAUUGAGAGGGAGAAAGAGGGUGUUGGAUGGUCCUGUGGAGAAGGUGGUAGAGAGAAGGCAGAGGAGGAUGAUCAAGAACAGAGAAUCAGCAGCCAGAUCUAGAGCAAGAAAACAGGCAUACACUGUUGAAUUAGAAGCAGAAUUAAACCAAUUGAAAGAAGAGAACGGGCAACUUAAACUAGCUCUGGCUGAUCUUGAGAGGAGAAGAAAGCAACAGUGUUUGGAGGAAGUGAACGGGAGAGUUCAAACCAACGCUCAGAAGGCCAAAAAGAAAUUGAGAUCAUUGAGAAAGACCCUAAGUUGCCCUUUAUGAGUCAACUAAAGGAUCUACAUGUGUAACCAGUGACAGUUCUUAAUUAGAUUUUAGUACAUAGAGGAGUUGGCUGUGGUGCAUCUUCUUGUGUUUUUGCAUGAACAACACUCCAUGAUGCAAAGCAAGAAGGAAGCAAGACAUAGAAAAAACUGAGACUAAUGUCAAAGCCAACUAAGGCGAACAAGAACACAAUUGCUAAAGCAAGUUCGUGGCCAAUCAAGGAUUAGAUGACUGUUUUUCAAAUGAGUGACUAGUUAGUGAAAUAUAGUAAAUAUAUAUAGUUUGUUUGUAUUAUUGAUGACAUUUUCAAUGUCAAAUAAAUAAAUCUUAGUUGCCUGUAUGGCUGUAUUAA
This is a messenger RNA of Glycine soja, 2094 nucleotides long. RefSeq names its product protein ABSCISIC ACID-INSENSITIVE 5-like. Gene Ontology annotation, molecular function: DNA-binding transcription factor activity. Gene Ontology annotation, biological process: positive regulation of DNA-templated transcription. Bases 258 to 1742 code for a protein of 494 amino acids. The record is from RefSeq and is a predicted model, not a curated record. Gene Ontology annotation, cellular component: nucleus. Lineage: Eukaryota; Viridiplantae; Streptophyta; Magnoliopsida; Fabales; Fabaceae. The transcript is spliced from 6 exons.